UUGACCUAUAUAUAAAAUUCGGCUAUUUUAUUUCGCCCCGAAAAAGUGAUAAAUCUGUCGGAUCUGAAAGAUGUAAUUUUGAACAGUGUUGUCAUAAUAAUGUUAAUUUUCCAACUUCCUUACACGAGAAUACUGAGAAAGCCAAGAUUCCACAAUUUAUUUAUAUUGUUUAAUAACACUACGCUAUCUGAAGAAACAGGAAAUUAAGCUACAAAUUCCAUCAAACUUCCUAACCAAUACCCAUAUUUCAUUUAAAUUGCAACACUGAUCAUUUUCUGAUUCCAAUAGUGUCCAAUAGCAAAUUCUCUUAAAUUUUCCAUCCAGUGAUGUGUAAUUGUUCCAAUGUAUCUUUAACUUUCAAUAAAAUUAUCUAAAAAAGGGUUAUUUUGUUAUCAAAGUGCUGUUCUAUGUAUAAAUAUCAUUAUAUUAUCAUAGGUUUCCCUGUUCAUAGUUUGUGAUUUGUUGAUGUGUCUAAUGUGUCUAAAAUAAUCAUUAUUUAACUUUAUGAAGACCACAUUUUGAGAAUAUGAUGGACGCAAAUGAUUUAUCUUCUGAAACUACACGUAAAAGUAUAUUUUCACAAGGAUGGACACGUAUUUCUCAGAUAUACCAGGGUACAUUAGAUAAAUGGACGCCACAUGCGAGAGCGCGGUGGUUUGGGAGUGCAGUACUUUUAGCAAUAUUUCUGAUUAGAAUAUUUACAAAACAAGGAUGGUACAUAGUAACAUAUGCGCUCGGCAUAUAUCAUUUGAAUUUGUUCAUCGCAUUCUUAACACCGAAGAUUGAUCCUGCCAUGGAUUUUGAUGCGGAUGAUGAAAAUGGCCCUGCUUUACCCACGAGAGCGACGGAAGAAUUUAGACCGUUUAUAAGAAGAUUACCAGAGUUUAAAUUUUGGCUGUCUGUCACUAAAAGUACACUAAUUGCAUUCUGCUGUACUUUUAUCGACGCAUUUAAUGUUCCAGUAUUCUGGCCAAUCUUAGUUAUGUAUUUUAUCACACUUUUCUGUAUUACUAUGAAGAGACAAAUCAAGCAUAUGAUCAAGUACCGGUAUCUACCGUUCACUCACAGCAAGCCAAAGUAUAAAACUGUGGACUCUGCAGUAACCGUAAACUGAUGUUACUCUAUCAUUCUACUUGUAAAUUAACGACCGGAAAGUCAUAGAUAAAUUAACUUAAAAACUGUUGUAUGAAAUAUUUCUAGAAAUACAGUUUUUAUUAUAAUGUUU
Molecule: messenger RNA, 1225 nt
Organism: Manduca sexta (tobacco hornworm)
Lineage: Eukaryota; Metazoa; Arthropoda; Insecta; Lepidoptera; Sphingidae
Product: protein RER1
Biological process (GO): retrograde vesicle-mediated transport, Golgi to endoplasmic reticulum; protein retention in ER lumen
Cellular component (GO): Golgi membrane
Source: RefSeq, a predicted model, not a curated record